AUGUCGAUAGGCACCAUUAAAGUUAAUGAAAAGCAAAUAUCUACUCCCUAUUCCACCCCUUCAUUAUCUCACCGGAAAUCAUCGUAUACUUUUAUGGGGUCUGAAAAAGAGUGCAAGACUAAUAACCCAACCGUUAAAAAUGAACGAAGUGAAACUUCUGUUUGUACAAGAGGCCAUUCUGCUGUUCAGUUAGUUAACCAAAAGCAAUAUUCUGCUAUUCCUUUUUUUGCGAAACAUAGACUCAGAUCAUUCGAUGGGACUUCAAGUCAAAAGCGCAUUAAUUGUUCAUGGAGAUUGGCCGGAAAUGAGUUAAACCAUAUCGACAAAAAGGAGCAUAUUUCCUAUCAGUCUUUUUGCGAUCUUCAUGUCAGCGGUACGCCUAUUCAAAACCCAGAAAUCUAUCCAUCGGAAGGUAUUUCACCCCAAAAGGCAAUUCGUCUUUACAAAGAUAAACUUACACCCCAUGAAUUAGUGGAGAUUCUUAAUUACCACAAAAUCUACUUUGUGGGCCGGGCUUCCAAUAAAGGCCAGAUAUCAUCUUCGAAUUCUGGUUUCGAUGAUGAAAGCGGUACUUACAUUCACACUAUACAUGAUCACAUAGCUUAUCGCUAUGAAGUGCUCAAAAUUCUCGGAAAGGGCAGUUUUGGUCAAGUAGUGAAAGCGUUUGAUCACAAAACCAACACUUUCGUCGCAUUGAAAAUGGUACGAAAUGAGCAUCGAUUCUCUAAACAGGCCGCAGAGGAAAUUCGCAUCCUAAAAUUACUUCGCAAUAAGGAUCUAGCGAACAAUCGUAAUGUUGUUCACCUGUUAGAUCACUUUACUUUCCGUGAACAUGUCUGUAUGACUUUCGAGUUGCUUAAUAUUAACCUUUACGAACUUAUCAAAAGGAGUGAUUUCAAGGGUUUCUCCCUAUCCUUGGUCCGAAAAUUUGCUCACUCUAUUCUAAUUUGUCUUGAUAUGCUACAUCGAAAUAACAUCAUUCAUUGUGAUCUCAAACCCGAAAAUAUUCUGCUCAAGCAUCAAGGACGAAGUAACAUCAAGGUGAUAGACUUUGGAUCCAGUUGUUUUGAAGACCAGAGUCUUUAUACAUACAUCCAGUCCAGAUUUUAUCGAGCACCUGAGGUUAUUCUCGGUUGCAAAUAUAAUUCUUCCAUAGACAUGUGGAGCUUUGGGUGCAUUCUAGCUGAAUUGCUUACCGGGACUCCACUAUUUCCUGGCGAAGACGAAAGUGAUCAACUGGCGUGUAUAUUAGAACUUCUCGGAAUGCCACCAAAGAAAUUGCUUGAACAAAGUCGACGAGUGAAACAUUUUUUUUCUUCAACUUAUGGUGUGCCUCGAUACUGUCUGGAAGUUGAUGCUAACAAUAACGUACAUCUUCGUCCACACAAGACAAAGCGAGGCAGAAUUCGUGACGUUCCAGGUUCCAAAACGCUCAAAUCAGUUCUAAAAGGACGUGAUGAUCCUCUUUUUCUAGAUUUCCUUUCAAAAUGCCUUCGAUGGCUGCCCGAAGAACGAUUAACUCCCCGUGAAGCUUUCCAUCAUGAGUGGCUCCGACGUCAUAAAGAUGGAGAGAAACCUCAAUUAAGGCACAAAACGGAGCAAAGACAUUCACAGCUUCCUCCUACUAUAAUAAAAUCGUUCUCUCAAGUUAGUGAGAGUCAUCACAAGGCUAGUCACUCAGAAGAACCGAAGAAAUCUCCAGAUACAAUAGUUCCUGAAGCAGGAGAUAAACUAUCUUAA
Molecule: messenger RNA, 1740 nt
Organism: Rodentolepis nana
Lineage: Eukaryota; Metazoa; Platyhelminthes; Cestoda; Cyclophyllidea; Hymenolepididae
Source: the annotation of a GenBank genome assembly